Messenger RNA from Sitophilus oryzae (rice weevil), 701 nucleotides. RefSeq lists its product as uncharacterized. The transcript is spliced from 2 exons. The record is from RefSeq and is a predicted model, not a curated record. NCBI's taxonomy places the organism in Eukaryota, Metazoa, Arthropoda, Insecta, Coleoptera, Curculionidae. Bases 42 to 701 code for a protein of 219 amino acids.
UAACAUCUUACUAAGUAGUUUUCUAUAAAUAACUAGCUAAAAUGUUGAAUUAUAUUUUAUUACUCACAAUUUUUCUUUUUCUGGUUACAAAUAACGUUAAAAGCGACUCAAUAGGAAAUAAUAAUGACGUUAAUACAACUAUAUGCCCGGAAAAAUUGAAGAAACAACAAAAUCCCAGAGCAAAAAGACAAGUUUACAGUUAUUCCGCUUUAGCGGACUUGAUAUCGAGCUCCAGCAAACCAAGUUUGGCAACAUCGACCAGUAACUAUGCUAAUAACUAUCAAAUUCCAAAUAAUUAUCAAAUUACUGCGAAUUCCGGUGUAAAAUCUGAUCCAGUAAGGUCAAGUUCAUCGAAUUUGGGCAGUAGUUACGUAAAAUCUUAUCAACAACCAAAAAAUCCGGCUAUUUCAUAUCAAAACAGCUACCAAAAUUCAAAUAAUCAGUAUUUAACGCGCCAUUAUCCGAACGGCCAAGCGUACCAACAGUAUUACCAGCAAAAUCCCCAGAUUCAAAAUAAUUUUUAUCGGAAAACGUACGAGAACGGUGCGAAAUCGUACGGAGGAAUUAGAAAUGAAAAUGUGUAUUCGAGAAAUAAGGUAGCCAAUAGAAGACAAUUUCAAAAUGCACCGGUAUCUACAGCAAGACCAACUAGAAAGAAUACGAUCAAAAGAAAAUUUAGGCCUAUGCCCGUUUUUGCCUAA